GUACACUUGUAUACAGAAGCGUAAAUUAAAAUAACACAGAUAUUUUUCAAAUAGUUAUUGAGUAAAUUGCUUGAACAUUUUGAAAAAUGUAUCGAUGUACAAGUGAAUAUCAAGUGUAUUUGAGUCCUGCUCCAAAGAAAAUAGACAAUUUAUACACUGCCAGACUUGAAAGAAAAUACUUGCACAAAAAGUGUAAUAGAAUACCCAAAUUUAUCAAGUCACAUUAUAGUGAAGAUGACUGGAAAGUAGCACCAGUCAAUCAUAGACUUGAAAAUAGACAUUUGGAUCUAGGAGACGUUAGUCCUAGUAAUUACAUUCAUUUUAUCUCAGCUUUGAAAGCUAAUGUUCAAGGAAUACAAGCUGACUUUGAUGAUGGACACUGUCCAACAUGGAAAAACCAAAUCUUUGGUUUAUAUAAUAUUUACAGAGCUGUACAUAAUCAAAUUCCUAAUGUGCCAAAAAUAUCAGAAGCACCAAUAUUAAUGCUUCGACCAAGAGCAUGGAACAUGAUUGAGCAUAAUAUGAGUAUUAAUGGCAAGGAAAUUCCUGGACCUCUUUUUGACUUUGGAUUAUUAAUGUUUCAUAAUGGGUUUCUUUUAUCUCAAUGUGAAUCUGGACCAUUUUUUUACCUAUCAAAAUUAGAAGGUGCUGGAGAAGCAAAGCUAUGGAAUGAAAUUUUCAGUUGGACCCAAUUAAGAUUACGCAUUCCCUAUGGGACAAUUAAAGCAUGCGUCCUUAUUGAAAAUAUUUUAUCUUCUUUUGAAAUGGAUGGAAUUUUAUAUGAAUUAAAAGAUCAUUCACUAGGCUUAAACUGCGGUAUUUGGGACUAUGCUGCAUCAAUUAUUUCCAAAUUUGGGGAUGAUUCAUCCUUUUUACUGCCUGAUAGGAAUAAAUAUGUAGAUAUAGGUAAACCUUUUUUGAAAAAAUAUAUUGAUCUAGUAGUCAAAACUUGUCACAAAAGAAAUGCCCAUGCAACUGGUGGAAUGUCAGCUACACUUUUACCUAAUAAAAAUUCAAAAGAUUUCAAUAAAAUAAUUGAAAACGUUUUGAAUAAUAAAUUGACAGAGAUACAAGCAGGAAUAGAUGGAUUCAUGGUAUAUGAUUUGAAAUUAGUUAAAUUUAUGAAUGAUCUUUGGAGAAAAUAUGGAGGACCUGUAUCAAAUCAAAUACGAUUUUCUAGAGAAUCUGAAAUAAUAACAGAACUAGAUUUGUUAACUUUACCCAAAGGAGGAGUCACUAAAGAAGGUUUGGUACAUAAUAUCACAGUGGGUAUAUUGUUUAUAUUCCAUUGGUUAUAUGGUAAAGGGGUAUUUGCUUACAAUGGAUCUGUUGAAGAUUCAGCAACAGCUGAAAUAUCUAGAGCUCAAAUAUGGCAAUGGAUCAGACAUGCUGCUCCAAUUGAAAAUACAGAUAAUGUUGUUACAAGAAGUCUCGUUUUUAAUGAAACUUUUAAAGUUUUUGAAAGACUGACUCAAAAUUAUUAUGAUGAUCUCGCGAGAGUUAAACUUGCUGUUGCAUUUAAUGUAUUUUUAGAGAUUGUAAAUCACAGAAAUUUUCCUGAAUUUAUCACAACUUACUUGAAUGACACUUAUAUAUUUAGAAAAAUGCAAGCUAAUUUGUAA
Messenger RNA from Phymastichus coffea, 1622 nucleotides. RefSeq names its product malate synthase-like. The record is from RefSeq and is a predicted model, not a curated record. The transcript is spliced from 3 exons. Bases 87 to 1622 code for a protein of 511 amino acids. NCBI's taxonomy places the organism in Eukaryota, Metazoa, Arthropoda, Insecta, Hymenoptera, Eulophidae. Gene Ontology annotation, molecular function: malate synthase activity. Gene Ontology annotation, biological process: glyoxylate cycle. Gene Ontology annotation, cellular component: cytoplasm.